Closterium sp. NIES-65 is the source of this 4533-nucleotide messenger RNA. NCBI's taxonomy places the organism in Eukaryota, Viridiplantae, Streptophyta, Zygnematophyceae, Desmidiales, Closteriaceae. The record is from the annotation of a GenBank genome assembly.
AUGUACAUCACUCUCUAUUACAAAGUCACACGCCUCCCUGACUCCCUUCGUGUAGUCAGGGACCACUUCCUCUCAGUCUGUCUCACCACUCUCACUGUCGACCUCCUCGAGAAGGCCCUCCUGGCGGCGGAGAAGAGCAUCGUCGCCGUAGGAGCUUCUCGUGGUGACCCUCGCACCCCCAUCUUUGAGGGGUGUUCUUCUUCCCCCCUGCUGCCCUCUGUUGCCUGUGCUGCUGCUGCCGACCUGCUUGGUCUUGAGUCGGUCGGCGCGGCGUCUGCCCCGAGCGGGAGACGCCGCCCUGGCAAGGGCAAAGGGGGCAAGGGCGCGGGAGGAGCUGGCGGGGGAGGUGGAGGUGGCGGUGGAGGCGGCGGAGGAAGUGGGGGUGGCGGUGGGAGUGGUGGCGGGGGUGGUGGUGGUGGUGGCGGCAGCGGAGGUGGAGGCGGUGCCGGCGGCACUGGAGGGAGCGACAGCGGCGGUGGUGGCGGAGGCGCGGGCGGAGGUGGUGGCGGAGGUGGAGGCGGGUGUGGCGGAGUGGGUGGAGCUGGUCAGAGUGGAGCCUCGCAGCGGAGCGGCUCUAGUGGUGGUCAGCGACAGCAGCAGCACCAGCAGCAGCGUUCUCGUGACAUCCCCCCGCCUGAGCAGCUUCGUGAGUGGUACACGCAGCGUCAGCGUGGGGGGGGCUUUGGUCCGUGCACCUACGUCCUUCGCUCUGGCGACUACGCGCGUGAGCAGUGUGGGGGUGCCCACCCCUCUCAGCGCUGCUUUGGCCGCCUGACGGACGCUUGGCGUCAGCAGUUUCCCGAGGCUAGUGAGAUCCCCCACCAGGGAGAGCUGUCUAGGGCUGGUGAAGCCAUCUAUGAUCUUGACUUUGAUGCUAUCCUUGCUGCCAUGUAUGCUGUGACUAUUAGUGAUGAGGGUGACUGUUACCGAUGUUUCCCGCCCGACCCGGGCAUUGGUACUUCUGCACUAGGUACUUGUGAGGCUGCUGCUCUAGGUGCCAGUGCGUCUGUGCUCUCAGGUACUGGUGAGGCUGCGCUCUCAGGUACUGGUGAGGCUGCGCUCUCAGGUACUGCGUCAGCUUCGGCCUCCCUCACCUUCACACUGGACUCAGGAGCUUCUCGCUUCUUCUUUCGAGACCGCACCACACUCACGUCGCUUAGUCGGCCGGUUGCGGUCUCCCUGGCUGACCCCCCUGGUGGUCCUGUCCUCUCUCACUUCUUCACUAUCCUCCCGUGUCCGGCUGCCCCCUCGUGCACCCUGUCUGGUCUGUACCUCCCCUUGUUCUCGACGAACUUGGUGAGUGGUGCUGACCUGCAAGAUGCGGGGGUUCACCAGUUUACUCUUGCGAGUCAGCGGGUGACCCACUGCACGAACGCACGCACAGGCCGAGACCUGGCCACGUUCUCGCGCCGACCGGGGUCGAGCCUCUACACCCUGACCACUGAGUGUUUGCUGCUGCGUCCAGGUUUGGUCCUGAGUCUGCCCCCUGCUCGUGUCGCCUCCUGUCUCAUGAGACUCUCCUGUGGCACCACCGUCUGGGCCACCCCUCCUUGCCUCGUCUUUGGGACAUGGCUUCCCGUGUCCUUGUCUCUGGUCUUCCUAAGUCUCUCCCUCCCCUUCCUUUGGGGCCAGGACCUUCCUGUGUUUCCCUGUGUCGAGGGGCGGCUCCGUGCUGCCCCCCACUCCUCCCAGUCUCCCCCGAUAGAGGCUCCUCUGCAGACGCUUCACAUGGACGUGUGGGGCCCGGCCCGCGUCCGUGGACAGGGUCACGAGCGCUACUUCCUGCUGGUGGUUGACGACUACUCGCGUUACACCACGGUCUUCCCCUUAUGCAGCAAGGGUGUUGUCACCGAGACCUUUACGCUUCCGGACUCUCCGCAGCAAAAUGGGAUUGCUGAGCGCCGCAUUGGCAUGGUCAUGGACGUCGCUCGUACGUCCAUGAUGCAUGCGGCUGCCCCCCAUUUUCUGUCGCUCAUCCUUCACCCCAGGGUCUCCCGGGCGGAGACCUCCCUAGCCUUGCUGUGGACGGGGAAGGUCGGCGAUGCGUCUGCGUUCCGUGUCUGGGGAUCUCGGGCGCUUGUCCGCGACUUGUUUGCGGACAAGCUGUCCCCUCGUGCUGCUCCCUGUAUCUUCCUUGGCUUCCCCCUUGACGCACCAGGGUGGCAGUUUUACCACCCCGCCUCUCGGCGUGUUCUGUCCUCCCAGGACGUCACGUUCGACGAGUCCGUCCCCUUCUACCGCCUCUUCCCCCUACCGCACUUUGUCCCUCCCCCCACCUCCGCACUUCUUGACGCGGUCGAGCCGGUCGAGGUUGUUGGUGACUCUGUUACUGCUGCUGGUGCUGCGCCUGGGGGUGCUGGGUCUGGGGGUGCUGCAGCUGGGGGUACUGGGUCUAGGGGUGCUGAGCCUGUGGGUGCUACGCCUGGGGGUGCUGAGCCUGUGGGUGCUACGCGUGGGGGUGCUGAGCCUGCGGGUGCUGCGUCUGGAGCUGCUGAGCCUGAAGGUGCUGAGUCUGGAGCUUCUUUGCCUGGGGGUGCUGCGUCUGGAGUUGCUGAGCCUGGGGGUGCUGAGUCUGGAGCUGGUGAGUCUGGGGGUGCUGAGCCCGCGCUCGCUGGACCUGCUCGUGUGCCGUCUGGCGGUGCUGGGCGUGGUGGUUCUCUGGGUGCUUCGUCUCGGCGGGAGCCACUCUCUCCACAGGAGCUGCGCGAGUGGUUUGCCCGGCGCUCGAGGCGUACUGCUGGAGCUGGAGUUUCUUUGGCUGCUGAGGGUGCUGGAGCUGCUGUUCCUGCGGGUACGACUGGUGCUCGUCCAGCGGAGGGUGGUGGCGCGGAGGCUACUGCUAUUGGUCCUACCGGUGGUUCUGCUGUGGGUACUGCUGGUGCUGGUGGCGCUGGUGUUGCCGCUGAGGGUGCUGGUGCUAUCUCUGCUUCACAGUCAAAGUUACCACCGGCCUUCCCUCUCCCUGCUCCUUCUCCCUACACUGGUCCUACUGGAGGUCUUGCUGAGCGUCGUGAGCUUGCGUCCCAUCCUGCGUCUCCUGUUCGUGCUACUCGCGCUAGUGGUCGCGGUUCGCGUCAGCGUCCUCCUCUUGUUCCUGGCACGCAACGCAUGUCUCUGCGUCCGUCCACUACUCCCCUGCGUGCCCCUUUGCCUUCUCCUCUUGAGUCCUCUCUUCCUGCGCUUGCCGAUUUGGAGUCGGACUCUCUUUGUGCUACCAGUCCUACUAUCACGCGUCUUCUUGCUAUUGUCGUCACUGACCCCUCUUUUGAGUCCUCUGCUGCGUCUGCACUGGUUACUGAGCUCGUCGACUUUGCUGCGCGCUGUCGCCUAGAGUACGCUGCUAGUCUUGUUGCUGAGUCUGCGUCUGUGUGUCCUCCGUCCGUUGGGGGUGAGUGUGCUCUUGGCACGGACGUCCUUGAGGACAGGCAGGAGGAGUUCCAGUGUCUGGCUGCUGCUUCACCUCAUCUCCCAUCUGUACUGCUUACCCCUCAGAGAGAACCGGAUGCACUUGACAUCCCGACUCCGCGCUCUUACGCGGAGGCCGUAGAGGGUCCCUACUCCUCUCAGUGGCAAGCAGCUAUGGAUGUAGAGAUGGCUUCCUGGAAGUCCACAGGCACCUACGUUGACGCAGUUCCCCCUCCUGGGGCGAACAUCGUCAGUGGCAUGUGGAUCUUCAGGGUGAAGCGGCCGCCGGGCUCUCCACCUGUCUUCAAGGCGCGACGGCCAGUCUACGGUCUCCGCCAGGCACCGCGCGAGUGGCACGACACACUGAGGACUAUGCUUGCGGCUCUUGGGUUUGCUCCCUCUACUACUGACCCGUUGUUGUUUCUUCGCACCAACACCUCUCUGCCGCCGUUCUACAUCCUCGUGUACGUCAACGACUUGGUCUUUGCCACAGAUGACAUUGCUGGACUCGCCCACGUGAAGUCCGAGCUGCAGAAGAGACACACAUGCACAGACCUGGGUGAACUGCGUAGCUACCUUGGCUUGCAGAUCACCCGGGACAGAGCACGCCGCACCAUUACCUUGACUCGGUCACACAUGGUGCAGCAGGUCCUUCAGCGCUUCGACUUCACGUACUCCUCGCCUCAGGCCACUCCUCUGGCUACUCGCCACUCGCUCUCAGGUCUGCCUUUGGAUGAGUCCGUAGAGUCGAGUGGCCCGUACCCAGAGCUUGUUGGCUGCCUCAUGUACCUGAUGACCUGCACACAACCUGACCUCGCAUACCCUAUUAGCAUUCUUGCACGCUAUGUUGCUUGUGGGAGACACAGACCAGAGCACAUGGCUGCAGCGAAAAGGGUGUUGCGCUACUUGUGCAGUACUUGUGAGGCUGAGAUCUACGCCGGGGCCAUGGCUGCACAGGAGCUUCGCUGGCUCACCUACCUGCUGACUGACCUCGGAGAGCCACCUCGUUCUCCUCAAGUGCUGUACGUAGACAACAAGGCCAUGCUGGCCUUGUGUCGGGAGCAGCGCCUGGAGCACAGAACGAAGCACAUUGCUCUCCGCUACUUUCUCGCUCGUGAGCUGCAGUAG